Molecule: messenger RNA, 1334 nt
Organism: Rotaria sp. Silwood2
Lineage: Eukaryota; Metazoa; Rotifera; Eurotatoria; Philodinida; Philodinidae
Source: the annotation of a GenBank genome assembly
AUGGCUCCUACGAAGAGGAAAGAAUUCUCACACGACCUACGUGAAGUCGUAAUAAAACGCUAUCUUAAUGGUGAUUCUGAACGGGACAUAGCUCGAGACUUAUUAAUCUCACGUAAUACCGUUCAUUAUAUGAUUGCGAAAUAUAAAUCAACGAAAUGUAUUGGAAAUUUGAUCGGUCGAGGACGAAAACGGAAGACAACAGCCCAUCUUGACCGUGUCAUUCAGCGUAAAAUCAAAACCAAUCGUCGAAAAUCGGCUCUGGCUGUCAAAAUUGAACUUCAAACUGAGCUCAACAUAACUGUUUCUGAAUCAACGAUUAGUCGGCGAGCUCAUGAAAUCGGUUUAUAUGGUCGUGUAGCUCGUAAGAAACCAUUGGUAACUAAAGCUAACCGUGGUAAACGUGUUCAAUAUGCUCGAAAGUAUCGAGAAAAACCUCUUGGCUUUUGGAAUAAUGUUUUAUGGUCUGAUGAGAGUAAAUUUAACUUAUUUGGGUCUGAUGGGAAGGUUAUGGUAUGGAGAACACCGAAGGAAGAAUACAAUUCAACAUGCAUAGUGCCAACUGUGAAACAUGGAGGCGGAAAUGUUAAGUGUUGGGGAUGUUUUUCGGCGUCUGGAGUUGGCAAUUUAGUAUUUAUUGAUGGGAAUAUGACUGGGGAGAUGUAUCGUACUAUCCUAGACAAUAAUUUGCUUCAGUCUGUGGAAAAACUGAAGAUGGAUAACGAAUGGACCUUUCAACAUGAUAAUGACCCUAAGCAUAGGGCGGCUAUUGUGAACAAUUGGUUGAACCGAAAUGGAAUUGAGCGACUUGAAUGGCCUUCCUUUUCACCGGAUUUGAACCCGAUUGAACACCUGUGGGAUGAAAUCGAACGACGGAUGAAAAAAGAACAACCAAAGAAUGAAAAAGAAUUGAAAGAGUCGUUAACUCGUGUAUGGAAGGGAGUUGAGAAGGAGGUCUUGAAAAAAUUGGUCGAUUCAGUUCCGAAUAGACUAAAUGAAGUAAUUCGUAUGAAAGGAGGUCCUACAAGAUAUUAAUUCGAUUGAAAAAAAGUAUAUUCUCACAUCUGAAAUAUCGUUUUUGUGUUUUGGUUGGUCAAUUUUGACGCGAAAAAAAUUCGAACUUUUUUUUUUUUUCUAAAUAAAAAUAUGAACGAGAGAAAACUUUUGGUUGAUACUGAUACUAAACAUACUAUGAGUAGUGGCCUACAACAUAGUGAAGGUUUCACGUCUCUAACACCUUUCGUUGGAAAAAUAAAAAUCGAACAUUUUUUUUUUCUUAGGUGGUUGGUCAAUUUUGACGGCCACUGUAUUUAAAUAAUCGUUUGAAAACAAAUAUA